CUCUCUCCUCAAGCUUCUUGCGUUUAUUGUUAUUAUAUUCCUAUAUGCAUACAACCAUCUUCAUCAUUCAAAGUUGACAGUCCUAUAGAUAUAUAGAGAGAGAAAACAUUGACUUAUAUAGAGAGAGAAACAGUGUUUUUUUUUAUUAUUAAAAUAUGAAAGGGGAAUUCGUAGAUCAUCAUCAUCAAGAAAACAAGAAUAGUGGCAAUAUGUUUACUAAGAUCCAUCAUUCUCACCACCCUUACCACCACCCUCCGCCGCCGCCGCCGCCGAAUCUCACUUUUCACCAGCCUUUGACGGUUGCCGCCGCCGCCGAUGAGACGAACGACCGGAGCCCUGCUUCGCCGUCCGGCGGUGAUAGGAAGGAGGCAAUUGCUCCGCAACCGGUUUCGGCUCUGCCGGCGGCGGCGGCGGGUGGAGGAGGCAACGACGGCGCCAGCAUCGAGGUGAUCCGGCGCCCGCGCGGGCGGCCGCCGGGGUCGAAGAACAAGCCGAAGCCGCCGGUGAUCAUAACGCGGGACUCCGAGCCGUCGAUGAGCCCGUAUAUUCUGGAGGUCCCCGCCGGGGUGGAUUUGGUGGAUUCCGUGACCCGGUUCUGCCGGAAACACAAUACGGGUCUCUGCGUGUUAAACGGGUCGGGUACCGUCUCCAACGUCACUUUCCGGCAACCCUCCACCGCGCCCUGCCCCACCGUCACGUUCCACGGCCGCUUCGAUAUCCUCUCGAUUUCCGCCACCAUCGUGCCACCGAACGCCAGCUUCAUGUACAAUGGGACGGCCAGCGCCUUCACCAUCUCCCUCGCCGGACCUCAAGGCGCCGUGGUGGGUGGCGCCGUGGUGGGGCCCCUACUAUCCGCCGGAACCGUUCACUUAAUCUCCGCCACCUUCAACAACCCAUCUUAUUACAGGUUCCCGACGGAGGACGAGACCAGAAAUUCCGGCGGCGGGGGAAGUGAAGGGCGUCACCCGUCACCGCAGACGGCAGUUUCCGGUGGAGGAGAAGGCAGUGCCGCCGCGCCGGAGCCCUUGUAUAGCGGCCAUUUACCUUCUGAUGUGAUCUGGGCUCCGACUGCUAGACAGCCACCGCCAUACUAAAUCAUUCUAGAAUUUCCUUUUGUUUAAUAUCAAUAUUCAAAUCUUAUUUUAGUUUGACUUAUAUUAGAUUAUUUUUCCUAAUUUUUAUUUACCACUUUUGGUUUUUUGUGUAGUUUAUUACUAUAUUCUAAUUAUAUAGUAUUUUAAUCA
Molecule: messenger RNA, 1244 nt
Organism: Ipomoea nil (Japanese morning glory)
Lineage: Eukaryota; Viridiplantae; Streptophyta; Magnoliopsida; Solanales; Convolvulaceae
Product: AT-hook motif nuclear-localized protein 17-like
Exons: 1
Coding region: 156-1094 (312 amino acids)
Cellular component (GO): nucleus
Molecular function (GO): minor groove of adenine-thymine-rich DNA binding; DNA-binding transcription factor activity
Source: RefSeq, a predicted model, not a curated record